UGGAUGGAUGACUGGAGUUUCCCUUGCGGUCUGAAGAUUAAUGGAAGGGGGUCUGUUGAUCUGAGGAAUCGACUAUCAGGUGGUCGGUCGCAGGAAACCACUGCACUUGACGGCUUGUUUAGAAACGAAUGGAGAAAUAUCUGUCUUAACAGCGGAAAAAAACGAGUAGCCUGGACACCAGUUUUGUCAUCCAGGUUUCCUCUGAAAAGGCCUGCCUACACAGAGAUAGCACCUGGUUAGCUCAGGCCAGGAUACGACUGCAAGGGACGCUAGAAGCUAACGCUAGCUUCCUCGUUAGACAGACAGAAAACGGCUUUCGACGACCUGUGUCUGGACCGGAUUUUUGGACAAACCAAACCUUAUCUGGAAAUAGAGGACGGUCAAGUGACACCCUAAUUCGCCGGUGCUCGCUUGGAAAUAGACCAGCUAACAAGCUGACAUCCGCUGGCUGUACAGUUAGCUAACGUGCUAGCUUAGCUAACCCACAGCGCAAGUAUUAGGUGCAGACUUGGAUAUACUCGGGUGUCUGGAGUUUCCCGAACUCGUAACGAAUAAGUAUUGGAGUAAAUCUUUUUUCAUUCGUUAAUCAAUAAUGAUAGCUGUUAGCUAGUAGCUAGCUGUCAGCUUCAUUGAGUUCAGCGACAGCGUUAGCGGUGUAAUAUCACUCAACGACUUGUAAAAGAACUCAUUCCGAGCCCAGGGAGUCCACCAUCAGCCUGCCAUCAUGGGCAACACGCCCACCGCAAAGAAAGGCAAUGAGAUGGAGAGUGUGAAGGAGUUUCUUGCCAAAGCCAAAGAAGACUUCCUGAAAAAAUGGGAGAAUCCAGCACAGCAAACUGCGGCACUGGACCACUUUGAGCGUCUGAAGACUUUAGGCACUGGUUCAUUUGGUCGAGUCAUGUUGGUGAAGCACAAAGAGACAGGCCAGCAUUUUGCCAUGAAAAUACUUGACAAACAGAAGGUCGUGAAGCUGAAGCAGAUAGAACACACGCUGAACGAGAAACGUAUCCUGCAAGCUGUCAGCUUUCCCUUCCUGGUGCGACUGGAACACUCUUUUAAGGAUAACAGUAAUCUCUAUAUGAUAAUGGAGUAUGUGCCUGGAGGUGAAAUGUUCUCUCACUUAAGGAGGAUUGGUAGAUUCAGUGAACCACAUGCCCGCUUUUACGCAGCCCAGAUUGUACUGACCUUUGAAUACCUUCACUCACUGGAUCUCAUCUACCGAGAUCUGAAGCCGGAGAACCUGCUCAUCGACCAGCAAGGUUACAUACAGGUAACAGAUUUUGGAUUUGCGAAAAGGGUGAAGGGCCGAACCUGGACGCUUUGCGGGACUCCAGAGUACCUGGCGCCAGAGAUCAUCCUCAGUAAGGGUUACAAUAAAGCAGUGGACUGGUGGGCCCUGGGAGUACUGAUAUAUGAGAUGGCUGCUGGAUACCCCCCCUUCUUUGCUGACCAGCCCAUUCAGAUUUAUGAAAAGAUUGUAUCAGGGAAGGUUCGCUUUCCAUCCCACUUCAGCUCAGACCUGAAGGAUCUGUUGAGAAAUUUGCUGCAGGUGGACCUUACCAAGCGCUUUGGCAACCUCAGGAAUGGAGUCAAUGAUAUCAAGGGUCACAAGUGGUUUGCCACCACUGAUUGGAUUGCCAUCUACCAGAGGAAGGUUGAAGCUCCCUUUAUUCCUAAGUGCAAAGGCCCUGGUGACACAAGCAACUUUGAUGACUACGAGGAAGAGGAAAUCAGAGUCUCCUUCACAGAGAAGUGUGCAAAGGAGUUUGCCGAGUUCUAGAUUCCAACCACAAGUAGCGGACACGAGAGAGAGAGAGGGGAUUUAGAAAGUAAAAGGGGGUCUGAACACAGGAAGCACUAGCGUGGACUGAUAACUUGCUUAUUUGUGAUGAGGAUAACAAUGUAAAAUCCCCCAAUGGAAAGGUAGGCAAAGUGAAGACAGAUCCAACAGAACCAGCAGUGUUGCCUUUUCUGAUUGUUUCUCAACUGUUACCUAUUCAUUUUAUUUAUCCCUCUUGUGUUUGUGGCAGGGGCUUGACGAGAACAGGCACAGGUUGUGACUGUUCAGCUAGACUUGUAUCUUUCUGAUGGUGUAAUGACAGUCUUUGCAGGUUGAGGCACUGAUUUUCUGUUAAGGUACUGAAUCUGCUAGGCUCCUUUUUUUCUUUUUUUUUGAAUGGGCACUUCUCUACAAGUUUCUCUAAGAAUGAUUGUUGUAUCUUGUCACCCCGGUUACCCCACUCCUUCCCCACCUUCUCCAUCUCUCCAUUCUGAAUCUGUCCAAGCAAUACCAAGUCCAACAGAUGUGCCUAUCAUAAUGCCAACUGGUUGGAAAACUGUGUUGAAAGAAUUGGUGCAGAGUUGCGGCUGUCUGCGGCGGCAUCGGUCCUCGUGCCCGUUUUGAUUGAAAGCUUGAAAACUCUCUGCACCUGCCUUUGUCUGCUCAAUGUGGCAUGAUUAUUGGGUAGAUGAUGCACUCUGCUGCUUGCACUUGAAGCAGUGGUGACCUCUUUGAUCAGAGUGAAAAUGAUUUAUCACAGUAAACUUCUGGGUCUUAGUCCUUCGGGGACCUGUGAGAAGUAAACAUGAGGUCUGGAUUUAAGUCUGUCUUUCUCUUAGCUGAAUUUAUUAGAGCAUUUUAAAAAUCUUAUUGGUGAUCAUUUUGUCCUUUUUAUGUCAAAUCUCUGUGCUUGUGUGUUAUUUAGUGCUCAAGGGUGGGUUAAAAAGCUGUGAUUUAGCAGCAGCUAACAUUGUGGUCACACUCCUGACUAUUGUUUAUUUAAUUCAUAGAACAUUUAUACAUGUAUAUUGAUAUAUGAUAGAGAACAUGAAAUAUCCAUCUUUUUCAAAAAUUGUCUCAUAGCUGUGAAACUGAAUUAAGAUUUCAUAAAUAAACGGAUAUAUAAAUUCUGCCAAAUUUGCAAACUGAGAACAUUGCAGUUUUCUGUAUGUAACUAUGACGGUGGUGGAUUUUAAUACGCAAAACAGUAGCAAAACGUUUCAACAACAUGUGCAUGUUAUUUUUGUAUAAUAUCACUUUUAAAGAAAGAUGGCAGAGCAUUGUGUUUUAUUUGUGCUGACGUACCCGAGAUCGUGGAUAACAUGUUUAAUAUUAAAAUGGACACUCAGUGCUCUAUUGAAGAUGGAACAGGACCCAGUGAAAUGUGUCUGGGCUCAGUUCAUUAUCCAGCUGUAGGGCAACAGUUUGCAGAUAACUGUCACUGAACUUGUGCUUCUCACCUUGACAAUUGUUUUUUUUUCCCCCUUUUCUCUUUCUCAUGUAUGUUCCUUACAUGUAACACCUUCACAUAGAUUUGCAGUCCAACCUCAUUUUUUGUGGGGGACUGUUGGAUUGAAGUGUUUUGUUUCCAGUUUUCAGCUUUCUAUGUAACAAAUUAAACUAAGGAAGCUAUCCUAAAGCUGUCCCCUUUUGCCAAGUUUAUUUCUGUGGAUGCAAGACAAUCGCAGACCAAAUCUUAUUGCUGGUUUGUCAACUGAACACAUUGUUUUUGGUUCGAUGAAGGAUGUACGCUUUCGCCCACUCACCCGCCCCCUCCAUAGGCCCUAUAGGUGCUAGACUUUGUCCAUCUCACUGAAAAGCUUCUGUGAAUUGUUUGAUGUGCUUCAGUCUAUCUGUCAUGAAUUCUUGUAAACAUGACAUUUUUAGAAUGUUUUUGGACUAAAUGAUUUCAGUAGGCUUGUGUAAUUAUUUUUGGCAGUGUCUUAAUGUAAUUGAGAUCAAACGCAGGAUACCUAUUUGAAUGUCUUGAACAGUCUGAUGGAGAUGUUUCAGUGCUGUUUGGAAACGUGUGUAUUUUUUUCUUUCUAUUUUUUUUUUUUUUUUUUUUUUACAAUACACAUUUCUUUGGUGAGCUUGGUUUUUUUUUUUCCUUGCAUGUAGUAAAACAGCCCAGUAGCGAGACUUCCCCUGGACCUGUUCGAGAAAUCAUUGUUUCCGCAGCUAACAGUCUUGUUGCUGAUUAACCUUUGAUUUGUUAGAGCAUCACACUAAACCGUGCAGUGGAUCACCAACCAACUUGUCCAGUCUUUUUCAAAAUAGUGAAGCACACGCCAUACCUUUUCAGAUUGAAUUCCUCUGUGCUAAUUCUUUGAAACCUUCAAGACACAAUGUAAUGCUUUGACGAGAGCACAUGUAAUAUCUUUUCGCCUUUAAGUCCUGACAAAUAACUAAAUCAGAGUUGGUGGGUAGAAGGCAAUGCCACUCGAUCCACUUCAGACACUGAAGCCAUCACAGUGGGGUUUUUUUGUUUCUUUGUUUCCCAUUCAAAACUUCUUGUCAGUUGUCUUUAUUUUCUUUUUUUCUAUCAGCUGAACACUAUCAACUGCUCUGUGCUACUUUAAGUUUUUCUCCUGUUUGCCUUCUAUUUUCAUCAGGUCUCCACACACUCUUCAUUCAGACAUAACACUUUUUACAUCUGAGAUGUUUUGCGCUCAUAUUUUCUAAUUGUAUUUUCAAAAAAAGGAAGAAAAAAAAGCAAAAACAACAUUAAUCUUUUUUCCUCAUGACCUGGGUACAGUGAUUGUGUAGUCUAUUGUACCUUUUGGGAAACAAUACUGUAUAUCCUUGCCUUUGACAGUCUUAACUAUCUUACCCUCUGGAGAACUUGACAGAUACCCUUAGAACACAAUGAGUAUGUUAAAAAAAAAUAUAUACAUAAAGUAAUAUUUUGCAAAAUGUAUCAUUCCAAUAAAGUUUUACUUGUUAAGACUAA
Amphiprion ocellaris (clown anemonefish) is the source of this 4733-nucleotide messenger RNA. RefSeq names its product protein kinase, cAMP-dependent, catalytic, alpha, genome duplicate a (gene prkacaa). Gene Ontology annotation, biological process: peptidyl-serine phosphorylation. Lineage: Eukaryota; Metazoa; Chordata; Actinopteri; Pomacentridae. The coding region runs from base 725 to 1780 and encodes 351 amino acids. The record is from RefSeq and is a predicted model, not a curated record. Gene Ontology annotation, molecular function: protein kinase A regulatory subunit binding; ATP binding; cAMP-dependent protein kinase activity. The transcript is spliced from 10 exons. Gene Ontology annotation, cellular component: nucleus; cAMP-dependent protein kinase complex.